AUGGGCUCCAUCGGUUCAGUGAGCACAGAAGUUUGCAGUGACAUAUUCAGGGAGCUGAGAAGCCAGAAUGUCCAGGAGAAUGUCUGCUACUCCCCUCUGCUCAUCAUUUCAACCCUCUCCAUGGUCUACAUAGGUGCAAAAGAUAACACCAAGGCUCAGAUAGAAAAGGCUAUCCACCUUGAUAAAAUCCCAGGAUUUGGAGAGAGCACUGAAUCUCAGUGCGGCACAUCUGUGAGCAUCCACACUUCACUUAAGGACAUCUUCACCCAAAUCACCAAACCAAGCGACAAUUACUCCAUCAGCAUUGCCAGCAGACUUUAUGCUGAAGAGAAAUACCCAAUUGUGCCGGAAUACAUACAAUGUGUGAAGGAACUAUACAAGGGAGGUUUGGAAUCUAUCAGCUUUCAAACAGCUGCAGAAAAAUCCAGAAAGCUCAUAAAUUCCUGGGUUGAAAGUCAGACAAAUGGGUCCAUCAAAAAUAUCCUCCAACCAAGCUCCGUGAGUUCACAAACUGAUAUGAUCCUGGUCAGUGCCAUCUACUUCAAAGGACUGUGGGAGAAAGCAUUUAAGGAAGAAGAUACCCAGACAGCUCCUUUCAGAAUUACUGAGCAAGAAAGCAAAUCUGUGAAGAUGAUGUCUCAGACUGGUACAUUUAAAGUGGCAGAGAUCCCUUCUGAAAAAUGUAGGAUCCUGGAGCUUCCAUAUGCCAGUGGUCGGCUGAGCCUGUGGGUGCUGUUGCCUGAUGACAUCUCUGGCCUGGAGCAGCUUGAGACCGCAAUCACCCCCGAAAAUCUCAAGGAAUGGACCAGUUCUAGUAAGAUGGAGGAGAGGAAAAUUAAAGUCUAUCUUCCCCGCAUGAAGAUUGAGGAGAAAUAUAACCUCACAUCUGUCUUAAAAUCCUUGGGUAUCACCGACCUAUUCAGCCCCUCAGCCAACGUCUCUGGCAUCUCUUCAGCAGAGAGCCUGAAGGUGUCUGGAGCAUUCCAUGAGGCAUUUGUGGAGAUUUAUGAAGCAGGGAGUAAGGUGGUACGCUCAUCAGGAGCUGGGGUAGAUGACACAAGUGUCUCUGAAGAGAUUAGGGCUGACCACCCUUUCCUCUUCUUGAUCAAGCACAACCCAAGUGACAGCAUCUUGUUCUUUGGCAGAUGCUUUUCCCCUUAA
This is a messenger RNA of Pseudopodoces humilis (Tibetan ground-tit), 1161 nucleotides long. RefSeq names its product ovalbumin-like. The record is from RefSeq and is a predicted model, not a curated record. NCBI's taxonomy places the organism in Eukaryota, Metazoa, Chordata, Aves, Passeriformes, Paridae. Gene Ontology annotation, biological process: negative regulation of endopeptidase activity. Gene Ontology annotation, molecular function: serine-type endopeptidase inhibitor activity.